Messenger RNA from Glossina fuscipes, 1071 nucleotides. It is a transcript of the gene DCTN5-p25, whose product is annotated as dynactin subunit 5. Lineage: Eukaryota; Metazoa; Arthropoda; Insecta; Diptera; Glossinidae. The transcript has 3 exons. The record is from RefSeq and is a predicted model, not a curated record. Bases 67 to 648 code for a protein of 193 amino acids.
AGCUGCUUACUACCUCUCUAGGUAAACAAAUGAAAAUUUUUUUUUUUAAACAAAAAGCAUAAGAAAAUGGAAAUAGCAAAUUCUUACUAUAGUAAAGAUGAAUAUGUAGAAACAGCUUCCGGUAACAAGGUUAGUCGCCAAACGAUUUUGUGUGGCUCUCAGAAUAUCGUUCUGAAUGGUAAGGUGAUUGUGCAAAGUGGUUCCAUAAUACGGGCUGAUUUAGCUAAUGUUCGUACCGGUCGUUAUUGUGUGAUUAGUAAAAAUGCUGUAAUACGGCCGCCUUACAAACAAUUUAGCAAAGGUGUUGCAUUCUUCCCUAUGCACAUAGGAGACCACGUAUUCAUCGGCGAAGGAGCAAUAGUAUCUGCUGCUUCAAUCGGCUCUUUCGUAUACAUAGGAAAAAAUGCUAUUCUUGGUCGCCGUUGUACCUUAAAAGAUUGUUGCAUUAUAGAAGAUGACGCUGUUUUGCCUCCAGAUACCACAGUAGCAAGUUACAUGCGAUAUACCGCUAAAGGCUCCCUCGAGGGCGGCCAAGGCAAUCCAAAUUUCGUUCCAGCGGCUAUGCAAGAUCAAAUGAUAGAUUAUACAAAGUCGUUUUAUGAACAUUUUGUGCGUUCACCUCAAGCCACGGAGAUGCAAGUGACGUAGGUGAUUCAUCUUGGCUGCUGGCUGGCCUUAUCCCCUUUAUAUUCAAAACUUCAACAAGUAAUCUCCCCCAGUUCCAAUGAAGCUUUUCUUUCAUUUUUUAUUUUUGUUAUAAUUUUUUUGGAUUUUUCGCUUUUGUUUUAAAGAAAUUUUAUUUUUUUUCCAAAUUUUCCUCUACAAUUAUUCACAAACUUCAAAAACUUGCACUGAUUAACCCGUAAGAAAGUUCUUUGACUUAUCGCAAAGAAAACCGUUCGCUGUUUCUUUUUUGCAUAUGCCAACAAAGUAUGGAAGAUACUACGAGCAUUAUCAAGCAGUAAAGAAGGAGAAUAUCCAUUUGAAAUCAAAUUUUGGCCAUAUUCUGUUAGCGCGGUUAUUUUCUGUUAAAAAAUUUUAUGUUAAGCCGAUCAUUUUCUGUUAAAAACU